GUCAGAUAAUUUUUCGUCUGUGCGAGGAAAAAAAAACGCGAACUUUGAAAUUGUCAAAUAUACUUUGGAAACAAAACAAGUGAUCAAAGAAUCGAUCUUGGUUAUAACUUAUAGUUGUUGUGGAAGUGAGAUUGAUUACGAUGGUAGCAGAAGCAGAGGUUGUGUUUCAACAGAGUUUACCGGUGGUUCUCGAUAUUGACGGAGUUUCCUCCGCCGUUAUAUCUCCACUUUCUUCUCCUAAAUUGGGUAUCCGACGAUCGACGGCGUCGGUUCCCGGCGGUUUAUCGACUUCUCCGGUGGGUCUAAAGCAGGAGGACGGUUGCGAUUCUAGUGUCCCGGUUUAUGUUCCAGCCAUACGGUCUGGAAGCUACGCUGAUAUAGGGCCAAAGAGAUUCAUGGAAGACGAACACAUUUGCGUAGAUGAUCUAUCCUCCCAAGUUGGGUGUCUUUCCGAAUUGCCAAAUCCAAGCGCUUUCUAUGCGGUUUUUGAUGGUCACGGAGGAUCAGAAGCAGCAACAUACGUAAAACAAAACGCCAUUAGGCUUUUCUUUGAAGAUGAUAAGUUUCCGCAAACAUCGGAAGUGAAUAGUGUUUAUGUGGAAGAAGUUAAGAGUUCGUUGAGAAAUGCGUUUCUUCAAGCCGAUCUUGCUUUGGCUGAGGAAGGCAGCAUCAGUUCUUCCUCUGGUACCACAGCUCUUGCUGCACUUAUCUUCGGAAGACUCUUGAUGGUAGCAAAUGCUGGAGACUGCAGAGCAGUUCUUUGCAGAAAAGGCAGAGCGAUAGAGAUGUCUCACGACCAUAGACCGAUUAAUCUACUAGAGAGAAGAAGAGUAGAAGAGUCUGGAGGUGUCUUUGAAGACGGCUACCUAAACGGAGAGCUAUCCGUAACGCGAGCUCUCGGAGACUGGGACAUGAAACGCACGCCACACGGCUCCUCUAAGUCUCCACUCAUCUCCGAACCCGAAAUAAAGCAGACAGCUCUAACAGAGGAGGACGAGUUUCUUGUGAUGGGGUGCGACGGGAUUUGGGACGUCUUGACGAGCCAAGAAGCGGUUAGCAUCGUGAAGCGGGGCUUAAACCGGCAUGACGAUCCAGCGAGAUGCGCGAGGGAGCUUGUGAUGGAGGCUCUGAGGCUGAACUCGUUUGAUAACUUAACAGCUGUUGUGGUAAGCUUUGUGACGGGAGAACGAGUGGUUCCUUUGGAGAAGAAACGGUGUUUUAGCCUAACUCCGGAGGCUUUCCGUAGCUUGAGGAGUCUGUUGGAUGGCUGAAACUGUUGACACUGAUGAUGACGAAAAAUCUCUCUCUCAUGCUGCUUUUGUAUAUAUUCAGCUGAGAAGAGACUAUUGAGAUAGAUUUGUAGAAUGUAUACUAUAUGUCUAUAUAUGAUGAUUGUGUGCUUGUGUCUAUGUGAUUACAGUUUUGUGUACAAUGCUGUUGAUUGUUUUCUGUGA
Messenger RNA from Brassica oleracea var. oleracea, 1454 nucleotides. Its product is annotated as probable protein phosphatase 2C 49. The transcript has 4 exons. Gene Ontology annotation, molecular function: protein serine/threonine phosphatase activity; cation binding. The record is from RefSeq and is a predicted model, not a curated record. Gene Ontology annotation, biological process: protein dephosphorylation. The coding region runs from base 141 to 1271 and encodes 376 amino acids. Lineage: Eukaryota; Viridiplantae; Streptophyta; Magnoliopsida; Brassicales; Brassicaceae.